UAUAGAGAGCAGGGGUCGACAUAUUCCCACUCUUCAACAGCGGAGCGACUACAUCAGGCAAAACACGUGUCUUCGGAAGAAGAUGAAGAAAUGUCAGGAAAAGUACGUUCAUAUGCUAACGUUGUUUCGAUGAAGAAAGAGCAACGGUCAACUAGUCUGAGUCCAAGGAGAAACCAACAGGUUUAUUAUAACAGGCGCACACAGUCUUACGAGCGGGGUAAGCAUCAGAAAAUAUAUGAUGUUCGAGAUUGCGAUGGCGAGGAAAAAGAUGAACAAGUUAAUGAAAAUGAAUAUAUGCAUUCAGUAAGAAAAGAUCAAAACUAUUUACAUCAGAAGGGAUAUGAUGAAGAACGCUAUAUUAAAUCAAAGAAAUGCGAGGACGAAGAAUAUACUCGUGUUUCACCGAAUGGCAGAACACAAGAAUCUGUGGGUACUAUUUUCAUUAAGAAAGGGAAUGCGUCAACGGACCAACAAAGCAAAUUGAAUAAAUUGAAUUCGUUUCUUCAAGGUAUUUUGUCAAAACAAGUUGAAAAGAGACUCCCGUGUGUCCUUGAUGGGGAGCAGUUAAUACAUGUAUCAGAGAAUGGAAGAGAUAAAGGAAAUGUGAAAUCUCUUACCGCACAACAAGAAAAUGUAAGAUCAUCAAAUAUUAAUGAACAUUCUGUCGAGACGAGCGAGAUUAAAAAACGUCCUUUCAAAAAUGUCAGUCCUACAGAUCUGGGUAAUACAGCGAAAUCGAUUGGUGGGGGAAUUGAAGAAUUGGAGUCUUUGGAAGAAAGAGAGACUGAAAAUAUUUAUGAUAAAGACUGUCAUACUGCGCUGGAAUCAGCUAGAGAAGAGAACCAGGUUGACAUGAUAAAAGCAUUGGUUAAUAAUACAGAAGAUGAUCAGAGUGCUAGUUGUAUGAAUGACCUUGAACAGCUCAUCGAAACCUUGACAUUAGAACCUGAGGAAGAAGAUAUUGCCAAGAUACAGACAAUGGCAGAUACUGUUAAGACAUCGUCAGAUCUGAAGGAAUUAGCUAACAUAAUAUAUAACAGAUGUAUAAAGGAUCGAGAGUUUGGUAAAACUGGGGCAUGUCUAUGUGAUAGACUGGCUAACAUGGAAGUCGAGGGAUCUAAAUUUAGAAACAUUAUGUUGUCACUGGUACAAAUAGAUUAUAAAGAUAAAGAUAGUUUAAGAACAAAGAGCCCAGGAAGAUUUUUAGGUUUUGUGACAUUUUUAUGCCAAGUAUUUGGUAACAUGAGAACAGCUAAAGGAGAACCAUUUAAUGUACUGAGUGGACCUAUAUAUGAUUGUAUCUAUACAAUAUUUGAUGAUGACAAUUCCUCUGACGAUGAUUACGAGUGUUUAUUAUUACAGAUACAAAGUAUAGGUAAAGAAUUAGAAGCUUUUGAUGAAAGUAAAAUGUCAGAAUUAAUGGAGAAAGUGCGAACAAAGAUCAUUAAAGAUGGGAGAUCGGCCAGAGCCAGGUGUUCCUUACUAGAAUUACUUGAGUCGUACAGUAAGGGAUGGAAGACGUUACCCAAUGAGAUUACCCGGUAUUAUUGUGACACAAUGGCGGAGAUAUUUACAGAUGCAAUCUGCUGAACCAACAUUUUCUAGUCUUUAUUUUUACCAUUAAGUCUUGUUGAAUUGCCAAAUAGUAUAAUGCAAUAGACAUUUUUUACAUUCAGUUCAUAUUUAAUAAGAUAGGUUGAUUGAUUAUUUGUGUGGCUAAACGUUAAAAAAAAAGCAAUUAAUCAAUCUGUAAAGUCAAUGUCAGGUGUAAUUUAUGUAUGGUAGCUUUGAUUUUAUUGUUAGCUUUGAUAGAAGCCUUUUGGCAUUUCCAAUAUUUUGAUAAAUAAUAUAAGAGAAUACUAUGACAUGUGGAAAUUUUGUUUAUGAAAAUCAAAAAGGGUAGACCCCCUUUUUUGAUACCUUAAAAAUGUACAAUUACAUCAUCAAGUUUUACUUUCAAUUUUCGAUUCUAAGUUUGAAAGUAAAACAAUACCAUGGAUUCAAUAAGGGCUAUUCCAUUUAGCUUAAUAAGGGAGGGCAGGAAUGGAUUUCCAAAAUCCCCCAUUACCAACAUUUGUUUGACCAAUUUGCAUGAAUAAAAUGGACAUUUAACCUUAAAUGACCCUCAAAAACUUGUCAACACUGAGUAAGUGAGUUCAAACCCCGCACUUGGCAUGUGCUUUCAACUGCCAUCUUAAUUGACUAGGAUUGUCAGUUUUCCUACCAUAGAUCCUGGUUCUCUCCGGGCACUCCUACUUUUUCCACCAACAAAAAUUAAUCACCAUGAUAUAUAGUCAGUAGUGUUGAAGGUGGCGAUAAAUACCAACAAUCAAUCAAUCAUUAAAUGACCCUCAAUUUUGUCUAAAAAAUUUCCCUCCCUACCUAUUUAUUUUAAUGGAAUAGCCCUUAUAAAUGGGGUACUCAUUUUCAUGGUGGAUGAUUUGGACAAAGGUGAACUAUGAAAUUAAGUGUUUAUCAAAAAUUUAUUUUCUAUAAGCUUGUAUUAAAACAGACUUUGUCAAAGAAAUAAAAUGAAGUGUUCACAAAAAAAGCAAUUUGUCAACGUUAGUUUGAACAAUUAAAGUAAUUGAAUCCACAUUAUUUAUAAAUGAUGAUCUCGAACCUCUAUGAUAGAAUACUGUUCACAGUAAAAUGUAUUUGUAUUUGUAAAUUGUAUUUCGUUAGAACAAAAUAUGAUUAUGAUUAAAAGUCUUUAAUUGCAACCAUGGCAACUGUAACCACACAUUCCAUACAAAUGUAUAUUAAUUGAUCAUGUUGUGCCAUAGAAAAAAGGUUUUUUUUAAUAAACCAAAAGCCAACAAAAAAAAAAACAUUUAAAAAAAAACCAAAUUCAACCAACAACCAGAUUUUAACCUAAUUUUGGUGAAAUUGUUAAAAAAAAAAAAUCAAUUUUGAAAGUGCUUGAAAAUUGAUUUAAUUAUUUUGUGGCAUAUCAGAUUAUCAUGUUUAUACUUUUUAUUUUGUUCAAGCCAGUUUUUUUUAAUGUUGAAUUUUUAAAAAACUUGCCUUGUAAUGUUUCUGUUAUUAUGGGUUAUUCUUAUACUGUCAGUAGAAAACUAAAAAAAAAAUGUUUUAGGUGUAUAAUGAUAUACAAAUGUACUAUAAAUUUAGAAAUUAUUUUGUGCAUUUAUUCUUGCCAUUUUUGAUGAAUGGAGUAAAAUAUUGCGAAUUUCAGAAAAUUUGGCAUACAAAGUAAAAUAUUGCGAAUUUCAGAAAAUGGCAUACAAAGUAAAAUAUUGCAAAUUUCAGAAAAUGUGGCAUACUAAGUAAAAUAUUGCAAAUUUCAGAAAAUGUGGCAUACAAAGUAAAACAUUACGAAUUUUAGAAAAUGUGGCACACAAAGUGGAGUAAAAUUUUGCGAAUUCAGAAAAUUUGGCACACAAAGUGGAGUAAAAUAUUGCAAAUUCAGAAAAUGUGGCAUACAAAUAGUUGUUAAAUGGUAGUUUUUGUUUUUGCAAUUCCUAUUCCUUCACAAAUUUUACAAUAGUAAGUGCAUAGCAAAAAUUUGUGAAUUAACAGUAAUGUUAAUUUUAUAGAUAACACAUAUCAUGUAUAAUUAAAGUGAUUAUUUUACAAAUUGUGCAUAAAAGUUUUGUAGAUGCAAGAUAGUAAUAUGUGUACAGUUAUUGUGAAAUGUUGUAAAAACUACACUCAGCUCAUUGCAUGACCCUCCUGAUCUAAGUAAUAUUAAAAAAACUAGCAUAAUAUCUUUUACUAUCCUUUUUUUAGUGUUUUCUGAAACACAUCCAUUAAUAUUUUGCAAUUUAUGAUCAAAGAUUUUUUAGAACAUAUGUCCACAAGAGUUAUUUCCCCUUUUUUACAUUUAUCUAAUCUAUAUUUCGGUUUAUUUAUGAACUGUAAAAUUGAAAGGCUAUAGAAGGUUAUCAUGUAAGGAAUUAGAAAUAAGGCCAACAAUUAAUACAUGUAAAAAUAAGAUGUGAUAAGAUUGCCAAUGAGACAAAUAUCCACCAGAGUCCAAUACAAUUAUAGGUCACCCUACGGCCGUCAACUAUUAACAAAUCCCGUACUGUAUAGUAAGAUUUUAAAGGCUUUGAUAUGGCAAAAUGUAAAACAAUUUCAAACAAGAAAACGUUUAUGUUAAUUUUGUAUAAUUUAAUUUUGUAUGUAACACGUCUUCUGAUUGGCUAACUAUGCAGGUUAUUCUGUGUGCACCACAUUUUUGAUGUUAUUUCUUCAUAGACAGAAAUAAUAUUACAGUCAUUCCUUGAUUAUUAUAUUUAUACCAUCUGCCAUUUGAAAUUACAAAAAGUUAAACGGAUAACGAAAUUUCAUAUAUCUUGUCUGAAAUUAAGCUCAUGGUUUACAAACUUAAAUCCACUUAAGUGCUUAAGUGGUUUUUUUUUUAAUGAUGUAUAAUUUCUAUAUUUUAACUUUAUUUGAAAAUACUCAAGUCAUCAAUUGAAUGCAUUUUAGUUUAUAAGACUUGAAAGUUUGCAGAUAUGUUACCAUGGUUACUGGUAUUUUGGUGAGAAGAUUUGUUGACAUCCACAUCAUUUGGUGAAUAGUUGUCUCACUGGCAAUAAUACUACAUCUCUUUAUUUUAUAUUGAGGUUACCUCCCUUUGCCCAGUAUUUGACAUAAUUCUAGACCUUCAAUCUUUUUAGCAAUCAUGUGACAAUGGUAUAAUAUUUAUUUUAUGUAAUUUUGUUUCUUGUUUUUGUGUUCUUUAAUGGUGAAUGGCUGUUUCUUUUGUUCUUUAUUUUAUGUGUUCAUGUUAUUCUUGUUGUUGGAACAAGGUUAGCAAAUCAUUGUUGACCUAUACUUAUCUAUAAAGGUCAAAAUGAUAUAAACUUUAUUUUUUGUAUCAGUUUGAAGGAUUUCACAAUUUUGCAAGAACAAAAUGUGUUUGUGUCUAUUUUGUUAGUAAAACCAUUGUGCUGUCUUUUCUAUUUUUAGGAUAAUAAUAUUUGUUUUUGUAUGUAAAAUGUGUACAAACUUUUUAUUUUAUGUGUAUUAGUUGCUAUAGAAAUAUUUUCAUGUGUAUCAAGGACAUUGUGUAUUAUUUGUGAAUAUUAUUUUAAAUAAAAAGAUUGAUUUUAA
Molecule: messenger RNA, 5082 nt
Organism: Mytilus californianus (California mussel)
Lineage: Eukaryota; Metazoa; Mollusca; Bivalvia; Mytilida; Mytilidae
Product: CBP80/20-dependent translation initiation factor-like
Exons: 6
Coding region: 91-1590 (499 amino acids)
Biological process (GO): regulation of translational initiation
Cellular component (GO): cytosol
Molecular function (GO): RNA binding; translation activator activity; protein binding
Source: RefSeq, a predicted model, not a curated record